GGGGGAAAUUCAUUUAUUUCUCUUUUUACAGCUUUACAGUAUGCUUUGCAUUACAAAGGAUUAUUGUGUUUUGUUUGUUUGCAUUUGGAGAACAAUAGAUAGGACAAUAUUUAGUAAGUUAUGGUAUCAAUGGGCAGAAUCUACUAUUAGGGCCCUAUCCAAACAUCCUAUUCAUUGUGCAUUCAUGUUGGUCCAUGCUCAUGAGACUAUUAAUAUUAGUUUAUUUCAUAAAUCUUGAUUGUAAUAAAAACAACAACCUCAAAGUGUUUUACAAAAAGAUAAAACAAUAAAAUCAGAGGGAAAAUACAACCAUACUUUAAAACAUGCAAAAGUUAAAAUACUGAAGCAGAUGAAAAGCACCUCAAUUUUCUAAGCAUCUGUUUGCUUCUCUGUAAUAUUUUUAGCAGGCACUGAAGAGUACAGUGGAGACACCUGGUUUAUAUCAAUAGGCAGGGAGUUCCAAUACUGUUUCCACCUGCGAAGAUUUCGUGCAGACGUACUGCUUCAUUUCCAGUUGGUGCACGUUCCGUAGCUUCCUGCCGCAAUUCACUUUAUAUACCACGAAUAUUCUGUUGUUGUUGUUGCUUGUCCCACUUUUGUUGCCAGCGAAGCCAAACCCAGUGAAACGGCAGUGCUAACUAAUUCUGGUUUUAUCCCCAUCUUCCUCCCUGCUGAGUUCUACCAGGGCAAUCCUGAGAGAUACAUCUGCACACACAUCAUACAUUUAAAACAACAUUACUUCCCCUGAAGAAUCCUGGGAACUGUAGUUUGGUUACAGGUACUGGGAAUUGAGGACGUGGGUGGCGCUGUGCGUUAAACCAGAGAGCCUAGGACUUGCCAAUCGGAAUGUUGGCGAUUCGAAUCCCCGUGAGGGGGUGAGCUCCCGUUGCUCGGUCCCAGCUCCUGCCAACCUAGCAGUUCGAAAGCACGUCAAAGUGCAAGUAGAUAAAUAGGUACCGCUCCGGCGGGAAGGUAAACGGCAUUUCCGUGCACUGGUCUGGUUUGCCAGAAGCGGCUUAGUCAUGCUGGCCACAUGACCUGGAAGCUGUACGCCGGCUCCCUCGGCCAAUAAAGCGAGAUGAGCACCGCAACCCCAGAGUCAGCCACAACUGGACCUAAUGGUCAGGGUUCCCUUUGUUGUUGUUAUUGUUUAGUCAUUUAAUCGUGUCCGACUCUUUGUGACCCCAUGGACCAGAGCACGCCAGGCACUCCUGUCUUCCACUGCCUCCCGCAGUUUGGUCAAACUCAUGCUGGGAGCUUCGAGAACACUAUCCAACCAUCUUGUCCUCUGUCGUCCCCUUCUCCUUGUGCCCUCUAUCUUUCCCAACAUCCGGGUCUUUUCCAGGGAGCCUUCUCUUCCACUCCAGUGUCCCUGCCAAGAAAACUCCAAUACAACAGGCAUAUAAAAAAACAGGAUGUCCCUUUACCUUUACCUUUACUGGGAAUUGAAGCUCUGUGAAGGGUAAGCUACAGUUCCCAGGAUUGUUGGUGCGGAUGUGCUUUAAAUCUAUGGUGUUUGUGGAUAAGGAUGAUGAAGAUGAUGAUCAUUUCUCCCUCCAUAGGAAGGCAGGCAGGGGAGGGCUGGAGGGACAGGUGCCCCAUUCACUCUGAUGAACCAGCCUCCGUGGACAGAUAUUAAAGUCAAAUGUGGACCAUCAAGCCGAGCUCCGGUCACAGCACUCUCUUUCUGGCAGUUUGUGUUUCUUGAAACCACAUGGCUGAUCGGCUUGGCCAAUAACUUUUUUCUUUCUUUCUUUUUUUUUUGGAAGAGGGAGCUUCCGGUGCCAAAAGACCAAGGAGGGGAAGGGGGCUGUGUGUUCCGGUCAUGACAGCCCUCUUUUCUUUUCCUGGAAUUGGAAAUCCUUCCUGAUUCCCCCCCCCAUCCCUUUCCUCUUCAAAAGAAAUGAGCCUGGAAGCCCCGAAACUGAAAGCUGAACCUGGUGUUGGGGGAAAAGAUGCUGCAGAAGAAGAAGGAGGAUGCAAAUUUGCCCAGGGAGAAAUCUUCCAACCUGAGCCCUGCCUUGAGGAGUUGGGGCAAUUUGGAGAGGACACACAGCUAAAAGAAGAGCUGGGUAAGGGGCCGCUGAACUCCCUACUGGGUUCGAUUUCUUGCUGAAGUUAAGAGAAACUCUGUGAUGAAAGAGGGGGAAACAAGCAAACAAAAAGUUGGGAUCUUUCCCACUCUUCCUGGUGCAUAUUUAGGUACCACGGAUAAUUCUGAUCUGCGAGUAGGGAUUGUUUAGCAACCGUGCAGUAUCUCCACAUUGAGUUGCCAACUAUUUAAAGGACCAGCAGAUAUUAGCACAGGUGAAGCUUUUCAGAGGAUGGAGGGAAACAUCUGCACCCUAGGAAGAACUUCAUUUCAGCAGGAAUAGGAAACCUGUUGCACUCCAGAAGUUCUUGGACUCCAAAUCCCAUCAUCCAGGACUAUUUGCCAUGGUGACCGGGGCUGAUGGGAAUUGGAGUCCCAGCAGUGUUGGGGGGGGAACAGUUUGGUCUCUGGGUUUUUGCAGACCAUCGGGCUGCCCUGCAAGACACAGGUGAAAAGGAGGCUGCUUUAUUUUCUUAUCGGUUUAGCAUGCAGCUUCAUUUCCUCCAAGCUAUUGUUUUUAAGUAUUAUAAAACAAUCUUUAAUAAUCGCCUUAAAAGUGGGUGAGUGGGGGGUACACAGCAGACGUUUAUAAAGUUAGGAGUGGAAAGAGUUGAUGGGUUAGAAUUAUUUUUUUCUUCUCCUAUUACUAGGAGCUAGUUAGCAAGUAGGCUCAGGACUGGUGUUAGGAAGUUAUUUGUCACCCAGUUUAUUAUCUUGUAGAAUUCACCUGUGUGUCGAGGUUGACUUGCUUUUUGAAAAGGCUUAGUUGUCAGAAUUCAUGGAGGGCGGGUUUUGGAAUGCACAUUGGUAAGCCAGGGCAGCUAAAUGGAACCUCCAGCUGCAGAGAAAGUCUACCUUGGAGCAACAGGUGCUAAGGGGAAGGCUGUUUUUCCUUCAUGACCUGCUUGCUCGUGACCUUUCCAGAGAAGCAUCUGCCUGUCCACCUCUGGAAGCGGAACAACUGGGUGUGCAUGCAGGCCUGAUCCUGCCCGGAGCGAGAAAGAGAAAACGAGUGUAGGAAACCAAGUCUCCACCCCACACCCCCUUCACCCCCGCUUAGCCUAGCACCUGUUGCCUUACUAAGUAUGAGGGAGUGCCUGUUUGCUUUUCCUUUCUCAGUUCUUGGUUGUUGUGUGUGUUUUUUGCUGCGUUUUGGUUUUUUUUUUCCACGCCUGAGAGUAGAUCCUGCCCUUUACCGCUAGGCUGGGGGCUUUCCCGUUCCAUUGAGCAUGACUUCAUGACAGCCAGCAGCCAAUCAGGAAGCAGCAGCCGGCAGAGCAGGGGAAUUCCAAGAACCCUCAAAGCUUAAAAAAAUAAUAAAAAUAGACAGACAGACAGAGAGAAAUUGGGGCUUGAGGGCUGAGCGAGGGGGGAAUGGAGCUCAGGGCCAGGUUAUGAAGAGGCCUGGAGUGAGACGGGAGCCGCUGCGAUUGCCUCUCUGGCAGAGGAAAGAGAUGCUCUCUUCCCCAGCUCUAGGUAUGGGGCAGCUGGAGUGAAACGAGUUCUAGGGGAGAGAGGGCGUGUGUGACUUUUCAGUUACCGGCCCAGGGGUUGGGGGCACUGUGUUAUUAUCUAGGCAACAGACUGGGUCGCUGGGAGGCCUGGGGACAGCAGGAAGGAGUCACGGUCUCUCUGCUGUGCCUCUAAAUGCCGGAAACCGCAGGAGGCGAGGGGAGAGUUGCUCCGAUCUGCUUGUAGGUUCGCCACGGGAGGGGGGGAAUUUUUGGGGUGAGUUUCCCUGCUUUUCCUCUGGCUUGGAACAGCACAGGUCGAAAUCUUGCUGUCUGCUCAUUUCCACACUGAUAAUCUUUGCUUGCUGAUUUCUGCAUUUCAAUCCUGCACUUAAAAGGAGCGGGUGUGUUUGGGUUCUCUUGGUCCCUUCUCUAGCCAUGUGGUGAUCAUGGGGACAUCCCUUUUCUGAAAAGGCAGGGGGUUCUUCCUUCCCCACCCCCACUUCACACAAGAAACUCAAGUUAAAGGGGCAGAGAGGUUUCUUACACUGGCAGGUGAAGGGGCAUGAGUCUGUGAGUUUCAAGUAAAAUCAAUUUUAUUUGCUUUCUCCAACGUUUUGAAGUGGAUGUUUCCUGCUCUGUGAAUGGUCAUUUGGUUUUAGAAAGUUUGACCCUAUAGUGCCAAGCUGGUGGCUCUGUUUUUAAAGACUUUUUGAUCAUCCCGUCUUGCAAACGGGCUCACGUCUGCCUGGUCGCCUGUGGUGAGCAAAAAUUGUCUCCAGGUAACCAGGCAACAAAAUGUUGAGCAAGCUUAGGUGUAUGUAGACAGGUAGACUAGUAGGGUUUUUUGUGUUUUUUUUGAUGGGCUAGUGGCUUUACAUAUUUCUUCAAAUCGCUCUGCUUUCUUAUGAGGUGUUUUUAAGUAGAAAAUGCAUCUUGAUAUGAAAGGUAAAGGGACCCCUGACCAUUAGGUCCAGUCGUGGUUGACUCUGGGGUUGCAGCACUCAUCUCACUUUAUUGGCCGAGGGGGCCGGUGUACAGCUUCCGGGUCAUGUGGCCAGCAGGACUAAGCCGCUUCUGGAGAACCAGAGCAGCGCACGGAAACGACGUUUACCUUCCCGCCGGAGCGGUACCUAUUUAUCUACUCGCACUGGUGUGCUUUCGAACUGCUAGGUUGGCAGGAGCAGGGACUGAACAACGGGAGCUCACCCCGUCGCGGGGAUUCGAACCGCCGACCUUCUGAUCGGCAAGUCCUAGGCUCUGUGGUUUAACCCACAGCGCCACCCGCGUCCCCUAUCUGCAAUUUAAAUGUGUAAGAUCCUAACCAUUGGUGUUUGGAGAUCCUUUGGAGGUGGCAUGCUCUUAGAAACUAUACGCUGUAUGGCAGUGAAAUGGGAAAGUGAACAAAAUAUGGAUGUUUCUGUCUCCACUGUUGUUGUGAGAACAUUGGCCUGAUCAGGCAGUGCUUGCCUGAUUUUCUUACGUUUAUUAUUAAAGCAAAGGGUAGAUAUUUGGCCCUAGGUGAAUGGUGCGGUAGACGAUAUAUCUGUAGCUUGGAAGAAUUCUGGGGCAGUAAGAACGCAUUAGGUUACAAGGCGAUUAAUAAACCAAUGAUGAUGACAACAACACUUUGUUAAGGGUGCUGGGAGUUACAGUUCCGCGAGGGGUGAACUACAGUUCCCAUGAUUGCUUGGGAGAAAGCAGUGUGCUUUGAAUGCAUGCUGUGUACAUAGCCUUUCGCUUCAUAACCUCUUUACCCCUGCAAUUCAGGCACUCUUAAAAAGGGAAGGUGGUUUUCCGGGUACUGAAUUUGAGGAUGGAAGGGAGACUAACCAGGUGAAAAAAUGUCAGACUGGUCCGCUGUUGCACCUUGAACAGCCGCCAUGCUGAGUGGCUUGAAGAUGCCAUUUUGAAUUUCCCACGAUGCCCUGGAGCGACACUGCAUCUGGGGCAUCGUGGGUUGUUUUAAAUGAGGUCUGCAUUUAAACAUUGCUGAUUGCCCUUGGCCUUCUCUAAUACUGGGCGGCCUCCGUUGGUCUCCCCUGGUUAUGAACACUUUCUUGGUGGACAGGGCCUGGAAAUUAUGGGAGAAUGCAGCUUCCUAACACAUUGUUUGUCUUCGCAGGUUCCUCCCUCCCAGCUUCCAGUUUGUCCAUCAUGCAGCCCACGGCAGAGACGGCUGGUAAGGACCACUUGCGUUCGGAUCACGUGUAUCCCUUUGAUCAACUUCUUAGAAACCCAGAGUUUAAUUCUUCCUCAGUGAUGAAAGAAAUAAAAAAGUAAAAGGCUAGGAAUUAUUGUUACUUUACGUUUAUUGUAGGGUCCCAGGAUGGGUUACAGUACUUAAAGGUUUUUAUGUGCUUUUAGUUUUUUUUAAAAAAGGCUUUUCAAAAGUCUUAAAUUAUUGCUGUUAAUUUUUCAAUCAAUCCCUCUUCCCAGGGGACCCCUAAUGACCAUUUAAUGAAGGCAGGGCUGAUGAGUUAGUAAACAUGGGCUGGGUUGUGAACCCCUCACUGUUCAAUAUGUGCAGACAGGCGGAAUAUGCUGUGAUUUGAUUUAAAAUACUGAUCUAUCUUUCUUUUCUUUUCAGAUGAAUUAGGUAAGAAUUCUGGGGCUUGGGGCAGAGUAGUGAAGCAAACUUCAGGUAAGGGAAAAAAAUCAAUAUUAGGAUGAUAUAUUCUUGACAUAUACAAGGAACAUACAGUAAGUGAGAGCUAGUGUGGUGUAGCGGUUAAGAGCGGUAGACUCGUAAUCUGGUGAACCGGGUUCGCGUCUCCGCUCCUCCACAUGCAGCUGCUGGGUGACCUUGGGCCAGUCACACUUCUUUGAAGUCUCUCAGCCCCACUCACCUCACAGAGUGUUUGUUGUGGGGGAGGAAGGGAAAGGAGAAUGUUAGCCGCUUUGAGACUCCUUCGGGUAGUGAUAAACCGGGGUAUCAAAUCCAAACUCUUCUUCUUCUGCAUGUGGCUUGGUUCACAUUUAAUGACCAAAGCAUGGUUUGCCCUUCAGAGCUUAAGCACAUAUCCUUUACUGUAUUUCCUGGUUCAGCAAGCAGCUAUUUGAUGUUGCAUCCAACUGGCCAAACCACAGUUUUCUUCCAAACUAGAACUGGAAACUGUAGUUUGAUUAACAUUCCUCAUUGGGAGGAAAACCAUAGUUUGCCAAUUCAGAUGUAAUGACAAACCAUGGUUUGUGUGAACCGGGAAAUGAUGGAGGGAGGGGAGGGGGAGGAGCAGGAGCACAAAGCCCAUUCGAGAUGGCAAAAAUCAUGGUUUGACUGUUGCAUCUAAACCAAGUUCUCUGUGUAUGUGUGGAGGACAAGUUGGUGGUUAAAGUACUGAUUCGUACAUGUGUGUAUGUCCCUUAGUGUCACAUAACUCAGUGGCUUUAAUCUAAAUGUGUGAAUUAGAUUCUAUGCACCAGUACCAUGUUAAGAGAUAGAGAUUUGUUGGAGUUCAGCGGCUGCUUCUGUGUGUGGAAGUCAGUCAGGCGUUCUGUCUGAUCAGUGAGCUGUGGCAGUGUUUUGAGGGAUGCUGGUGGGGCAUGUGACGCUUUUGUGUUUUCUAUUUUGUGCAUUGUUCUCCUCCCUUCCCGCUCUGGGCUCUCUUUGACUAUAGUGGAGGUUCGCAAAACAACAACAAACCUCUGAUUACGUGAAACAUAUUCAAUAAACACACAAGAUGUAACCGGCUGUACGUUUGAAUAAAUCAAGUAUACUAUUCAUUGUAUUAAAGUGUAGAUUUCAACAAAAGUAGCUCAUAAAGGUCAACGGAAAAAGUAGAAGACCCAGUGGAUCAGUUCAUUCUCUAAUCAGUUCAUGCAUAAGGUCCAUAUAUGUUUAAGUGUCUAUUGCACCUGUCUGUUCAUAGAGUCCAACAGUCCACACGAAAGGUUGUUACAGUUCCACAGAAUCCUUUCACAGAGUCUAAGACAAGGAUUUCCAGAAUAUUAGCCUUGUUUCGCCAUCCUGGGCUUCAUCAGUAGUACAAACUCAUAUAAUAAUAGUAGUAGUAGUAGUAGUAAUAAUAAUAAUAAUAAUAGAUUUUAUUUAUAUCCCACCCUCCCCGCCAAGACCGGGCUCAGGGUGGCUAACAACCAAUAAUAAAAACAAGUUGAUUAAAAUACAAUUUAAAAAACAAGAUUAAAAUACAACAUUAAAACAUUAGGAUGCAUCCUCUUCACAGGAGGAGAAAGGAAAGAAGAAAGAGGGGGAGGGAAUCAAACUGGCUCCAAGUCAAAGGCCAGGCGGAACAACUCUGUCUUACAGGCCCUGCGGAAAGAAAUCAGAUCCCGCAGGGCCCUGGUCUCAUGAGGCAGAGCGUUCCACCAGGCCGGAGCCAGUGUUGAGAAGGCCCUGGCUCUGGUUGAAGCUAAUCUAACUUCCUUAGGGCCCGGGACUCUAGGGUGUUGCCAUUUAUGGACCUUAAGGUAUAUAUACAAACUGUCACAGAACAGUGGAUCUUAUAGCAUAGUAGUAGCUGCUGUAUAGUGGAGGUUCUGCAGCGGCUAAGAACUAGCAUCAUGUCGGAUUGUUCUGUAAAGAUGAAAAAGAAGACUAAAACAUAAGGAAACAAGUAAUGCCGAAACACCAUUUCUUUAUUUCCAUGGCACUUAAACAAAGCACUGUUUUUAAAUCUCCCAAACAGCAGCGACAAAGAACAGUAGUGAGGACAUAAGAAUAGCUUUGCUGGAUCCGAUCAAAGGCCUUUCUAGUUCAGUGCUCUGUUCUUACAGUGUCCAAUCUGAUGCCUCUGGGAAGUCCACAAGCAGGGCAAGAGCGCAACAUUGCUUGCCCCAUCUGUGAUUCCCAGCAAGUGGUAUUGCCUCUGAUUCCGGAGGUAGCAGAUAGCCAUCAUGACUGGUAGCCAUGGAUAUGCAGAUUCCUGGAGGUGAAGGCAAAACUUUUUUUACAAAGUUUUUCUUUAUACUUUUCAAAUCUAUACAUUUCAUAAGUUUUACAAUCAUUUUAACAUUUCAGAGUUCGACUUCCUUCCCCCUCAUUCUGCGGUUCCUUAUUAUUUUUUAAUAUCUUCUGCAUAUCCAAAUUAAUUUCAUUUGCUCAUUGUCUACUUUAAAUAUACAGUGGACCCUUAAUUCAUUCUGGGGGUCCUUGCAUACCCCAAAAAGUCCGCAGCAUGAGGCGCCACUUCUGCGCAUGUGCACGGCAUGGUAGAGCACUUCUGCGCAUGCGCGUGCGGCAAAACCCAGAAGUAUACACUUCUGGGUUUGCCAUGUUCACAACCUGAAAGUUAGUUACUAGAAGGUAAUGUAACCUAAGGUUCCACUGUAUACUCUUAUGAACUCCAGGUUAUUACAAUAAUCCUGCCAAUGUUUUUAUCUGUUUGCAAUUCAUCUGUGAAUAUUCAAUAAACCAUUUCCGUUCUUUUAUAAAAAAGUUUGUUAUCUUGAUUGCUUACUCUUCCGGUAAGUUUUGCCAUUUCUGCAUAUUCCAUAAGUUUUUGUAUCCAUUCUUCCUUUGCUUCUGCAUCUUUCCAUUUUGGAGCGAGUAGUAUUCUUGCUGCUGUAGUCACAUACAUAAAUAAAUUUUUAUAUACAAUUUAGGUAGUUCUGUUCCUAUCGUUCCCAAAAGAAAAGCUUCUGGUUUAUUUACAAAGGUUAUUUUAAACAUCCUGUUCAAUUAAUAUAAUAUAUCAUUUCCCACUGUUCAGUUCUAACUCUGCAAUCCCUAAGACGAUAAUGAGUGUUUGAACCAAUUUCUUAAAAGAUUGAGUAGAAAUGUCCCGCAGGGAAGGUGCCACCACCAAGAGGACCCUGCUUCUCACAAAUAUGGGACUGUAAUGAGAAUUAUAGAAUUGUAGAGGGUUAUCCAGUCCAACCCCCUGCAAUGCAGGAAUCUCAGCCAGAGCCUCCAUGACAGAUAGCCACCCAACCUCUGCUUAAAAACCUCCAAGGAAGGAGAGUCCACCACCUCCCAAAGGAGUCUGUUUCAUUAUCAAACAGCUCUUACCGUCAGUGAAAUAUACUCAGAGUCCUGUAGUGAUUUCAUGCUCUUUAUUGCAGCUAGUAAAACAGUGAUUGAAUUGCCCCCCAAACCUCAGGCUUUUAUAUACAUUAUUUACACAAUGAGUCCCGUCUGAUUGGCUGAUUCUGCUUCCCUCCUGGAGACUGAUUGGUCUUUUCCUGCAGGCCAAUCAGUUGUUACAUUCUAUGAUCCUACCAGCCUAAUAGGCUGAUUAACUUCCUCCUGGAUCCUACCAGCCUAAUAGGCUGAUUAACUUCCUCCAAGUUGUUGCAUUCUAGGAUCCUACUUGUCUAUUGUUCUAGGAUCCAAGCUCAGUACAUAACAGUCAGAAAGUUUUUUUCUGAUGUUUAGUCGUAAUCUCCUUUCUUGUAGCUUGAAGGCAUUUGUUACGUAUUGUUCUAGCACCAAUCAGACUGCUGCAUUCUGAAUCCUGUUGUUCUAGGACCAAUCAGACUGCUGCAUUUUGGAUCCUAUUCAACUCAGUACAUAACACCCCUCCCCUCUAAGUUCCAGUGCUGCCUGGGAGGUUGCAUUCAUAGUCCUCAAGGUACGCCGGCGGCCUACGUGUGCGUUGCGGCCUGGGGUGUUCCCUGGUCAGGGGUUUGUGUUCUGGCUCGUGUUCUGAGGAUGCUGGCUGCAAUGGGGCCGUUUGGUCUGGCACAACUGGCUCGCUCAGUCGUGGCUCUGGUUCCGGUGUUCUUUCGGCCUUGUGGGUCCUCUGUAUUUACUGAUUCUGCCUCCCCUGCUGGCCCCUCCUGCUCUACGGGCCUCACUGCCCCACUGUUCCCUUUGAACUCCUCUGACCUGUCCUCCUCCUGGUUUUCUCCUGAGAAUCGUCGCCGUAGCUGGUCGCAGUGGCGGCGCCAUCAGCAUUGGUUCGAGUCCUACCCUCCAGAGCAGGAGAAAACAAGCUUUCUCCAUCUUCCACAUGACAGCCUUUGAGAUAUUUGAAGGUGGCUAUCACAUCUCCUCUCAGUCUCCUCUUUUCCAGGCCGCACAUGCCCAGCUCUUUCAAAGAGAAGCCUUGCUGACGAUUGCAGCGCUUGUGGUUCCUAUGGGAAAGGGGAUUUCUUGAGAUGCGUAAAGUCCAAGGCCAUUCAGAGGUUUAAACGUGAAUAUCAAUGCUUUGAACGGAACCUGGAACUUAACCUCUCCCUGCUCUCAUUCUGCCUUUCAGCAAUCAUUGAUGAACUGAUUAAGGAAGAUGGCUUCGAGGUGGAUCCUGUCUCGCUUCCCCCCAGGGUCUCGCUUAACGGGCCAGCCGAGCUGAUCCCCAAAUGUUCCAACUUAGCAUCACCAGCCGGAAUGCCGAGACCAGCUGAGCCGAUGGGCAUGAGCCCGGUGAGGCCCUACGGCUCCUCCUUCUCAGCCUCUUGCGCGCUGCGAGACCCGUCUCCUUCCCAGCUCUCUCAGAACCUGAACAACUUGACGCUAAGGCCCCAGCUGGUUCCAAGGGGGACGUCCCUGCCGUUGCUGCCUAGUAGCCGAUGCUCUGAUGACUCGUGGCCCCCUCUCCCCUCUUCCCUGCGCCCAGGGAUGUCCCGAGAGCAGUUGGACGACGUCAUCCAGGAGCCGCCCAGGCUGGUGAUCACGGAGCAGCCCAAGCAGAGGGGGAUGCGUUUCCGUUACCAGUGCGAAGGCAGGUCGGCUGGAAGCAUCUUGGGCGAAUUCAGCACCGAGACCAACAAAACUCUGCCGACCAUUGAGGUGAGUGGUGUGUGUUAGGAUAUUGAUGUUCUGUUCCACCUAAACAGAUGUGUGGAGCUGUUGUAUGUCGCAUGUCUGUUUACAUUCCAGCACAGCUUGCUGGGAACUUCCGUUUGUGUGUAGCUUUUGCCUUACGCUUCUUGCUUGGACAUAAAGGAGAGCAGACAUGUUUUCUUUGUCCUGAUCUAUGCUGAAUAAACUGCUUGUAAAUAUGCUUUAGGGACGCGGGUGGCGCUGUGGGUUAAACCACAGAGCCUAGGACUUGCUGAUCAGAAAGUCGGCGGUUCGAAUCCCUGCGACGGUGUGAGCUCCCGUUGCUGGGUCCCUGCUCCUGCCAACCUAGCAGUUCGAAAGCACCUCAAAGUGCAAGUAGAUAAAUAGGUACCGCUCCGGCGGGAAGGUAAACGGAGUUUCCGUGCGCUGCUCUGGUUCGCCAGAAGCGGCUUAGUCAUGCUGGUCACAUGACCCGGAAGCUGUCUGCGGACAAAUGCCGGCUCGCUCGGCCUCUAGAGCGAGAUGAGUGUGCAAUCCCAAGGUCGGUCACGGCUGGACCUAAUGGUCAGGGGUCCCUUUACCUUUACCUUUAAAUAUGCUUUACAUAUGCCUCUGCCUGCCCUUCCAUCGCGAAGAGUUUGUUAUCUCUGCUGGCUUGCGCGCUCAGCUUCUGAAAGGCUUCUGAAGCUCUGAGUCGCAGAUUGAUGCAGAACUGAGGACCAGAGUUUGACCAGCUGCUGGCCAGUUUGCUGGAGCCAGCUGGGGGCCUGCCAAUUGCCCCCGUUCCCUUGGACGCAUCACAACAGUGUAUUUCAUCAAAGCUCAGAUUGCAGUCAGCCGUUGUUUAAAAUAUUCCCUUUGCCAACCGGCUGCGCUGCAGAUGUUUUGGACUACAAGUCCCAUCGUCCUUAGCUCACAGGACCCAAUGGUCAUGGACGAUGGAAGUUGUAGUUCAACAACAUCUGGCGACCCAAAGUUGAGAAAGGCCGUGUUAAGGCCAACAGGUUGGUGAAGGCUGUGUGAAGAACUGCACAGAACCCGUGAAAGUCUUGCCCUUUGGGAAGGUGCUGUAGGGGCAGCUCAGCCAAUAGCGGCCCGUGGGCUCCUUGGUGGUGGCCCCCGAAGAAGGCCUCCUCCUUCUCUGUUUGUUUCUCCAGCUGCAGAACUUUGCAGGCAUCCCAGAAGCGAAGGUGACAGCGUGCUUGGUGUGGAAGGAUUGGCCUCACCGGAUCCACCCUCACAGCCUGGUGGGGAAAGACUGCAACAAUGGUCUCUGUGAAGUGACACUGAAGCCCCGAGCCAACCCCAAGCACAGGUAAGAACGCCUUGCAUUGCUUGCGUUGCUGCAGCACUGUGUUUGCUGUGGGGUCUGUUAAAGGUGCUGAGAGUUGUUAGGGGACCCCUGUUCCUUCUCACAUAGCUAUAGUUCCCAGAGUUCCCUGUGGAGAGGGGUUGAUAGUUAAAGCCCUCUGGGAAUUGCAGUUCUGUGACAACUGUUGUUGUUUAGUCGUGUCCAACUCUUCGUGACCCCAUGGACCAGAGCACGCCAGGCACUCCUGUCUUCCACUGCCUCCCGCAGUUUGGUCAAACUCAUGCUGGUAGCUUCGAGAACACUGUCCAGCCAUCUCGUCCUCUGUCGUCCCCUUCUCAUUGUGCCCUCCAUCUUUCCCAACAUCAGGGUCUUUUCCAGGGAGUCUUCUCUUCCCAUGAGGUGGCCAAAGUCUUGGAGCCUCAGCUUCAGGAUCUGUCCUUCCAGUGAGCACUCAGGGCUGAUUUCCUUCAGAAUGGAUAGGUCUGAUCUUCUUGCAGUCCAUGGGACUCUCAAGAGUCUCCUCUGGUUUAUCAGAAAAAAUAAGGAAUAUAUCAAAACAGGAAUUUGUUUCAAAAUGGACGGUUUUCAAAGAAUAUCUGAAAAAUAAAUAUAGUAGUUUAAAUUCUGCUGCAGCAUUCGAGGAACUUCAGAAAUAGUUGCAAGGUAGAUAUAAGAAAUUAGAUUUAUUAAGAAUAAGUUUAAUUAUGAUAAAAGUGUGUAUUGGCAAUAAGUAAUAUGAAUUUGAAAUAUGGAAUAGAUGGGAGGUUGGCUCUUUAGUGUUAAGACCAAUAGAUGUUUUAUUGUUUGCUAAGAAAAUUAUGUGUCCAUGGUUAUUCUUGUGUGUAAUUUGGUAUUUGUGUUUUUUUUUUCUUUUUUCUUGUUGUAUCAAUAAAAAAAUUAUUUAUUUAUUUUAAAAAAGAGUCUCCUCCAGCACCAUAAUUCAAAACUGUGACGACUAUCAGCACCCUAAACAAAACACAGCUUCCAGUAUUAUUUUGGGGAAAGCUGUGGCUAUUUAAUGUGGUAUGAUUCUGCUUUAAGUGUAUUGUGCCAAUAGGGCCUAACUUAAGCAGGGGAUAUUGUAUUAGGAUUAUGGAAUUGUAGAUUUGGUCCAAGCCCCUACAAUGCCGGAAUCUCAACUAAAGCAUCCAUGACAGAGCCAACAUUUGCUUAAACACCUCCCAAGGAAGGAGAGUCCACGAAGGGAGUCUGUUGCCCUUUCAAACAGCUCUUACCUUUAGAAAGUUCUUCCCAAUAUUCAGUUGGAAUCUCAUUUCUUGUAACUUGAAGCCAUUGGUUCAGGUCCUAGCUUCCAGAGGAGCAGAAAACAAGUUUACUGCAUCUUCUGUGUGCCAGCCCUUGGAAUAUUUGAAGUUGGCUCUCAUAUCUCCUCUCAGUUUCCUCUUUUCCAGGCUAAACAUACCUAACUCCCUCAACCAUUCCUCAUAAGGCUUGGUUUCCAUCUUGGUUGCCUUCCUCUGCACAUCUUCCAGUUUGUCAGUAUCCUUCUUAAAUUGUGGUGCCCAGAACUGGACACAGGACUGCAGGUGUGGUUUGACCAAGGCAGACUAGAGCGGGACCAUUACUUCCCUUGAUCAGGACGCUAUAAUUUGUUGAUGCAGCCUAGAAUUGCAUUAAUAUUUUUUGCUGCUGCACCACACUGUAUUGUGUAUUGUGUGUGUGUGUGCGUAUGCGUGCACAAUCUGACUUAUUUUAGAGGGAUAAAUUAAUUUAAGAUAACCAUGUUUAGAGAUGACGGUGAUGAGGGAUUGAGGAUUGGAAUUACCGUUUUGUGAUAUUACAAAUAUUACACAUUACGGCAGUGGAUAAAGCUGUAUUAUAACUUUUGAAUAAGUGUGUUUUUAAAAUAAUAAUAAUAAAUGAGAUGAUCUGGGAGUAAUAGAAGGGGAAUCCAACUGAUUUCAAGCAGGAUCUGUUGGGAAAAGAAUUGGGCAGCAAAUGAAUUGAAGAGGAACUGCAAUGGAGUGAUCUGGGACAGGGUACAAAGGGUGCCAGUUGAAUGAAUGGCUUCUUUGAGUUAUUUGGAUGAGAAAUAACUUGGUUUGCUUUCCAUGACAUUUGCAGUCAAAAUCUGCAGCUGCGCAUACAAAACAGCACAUGUAAAUUUUGUGCAAACGUAUGCCUAUUGGCCUGUGCUCAAAAUCUUUUAAAGUUCCUAAUAAUAAUAAUAAUAAAUUUUCUUUAUACCCCACCCUCUCCAGCCAGAGUGGGGCUCAGGGCGGCUAACACCAGUAAAAUUACAGUAAAAACAUAAUAGGAAAAAAGCCCAAUUUAAAAUACAGGUUAAAAUGCAAUUUAAAAUGCAAUUUAAAAUUUAAAAUCCUAGCGAGUAUGCUCUUGAUCCCUGCUGUCUCCAGUCAGGACUGAAAAAGAGCAAGAUACUGAGAAUUGCAAACAACAUUGAUCUAGAUGGAGAAAUAGACCAAUAUGGUUUAAUGCAGCUUGGAAGCAAAACGCCUCCUUUGUUGGCAGCCUUCCAGUUUCCUGAACCCCAAACUCUCCUCUGAUCGCUUUGCAGUUUUAACAACCUUGGGAUCCAGUGCGUGAAGAAGAAGGACAUAGAGGAAUCCAUAGAGAAAAAGCUGCAACUUGGGAUCGAUCCUUUCAAAGGUAUUGAGAGGCCGGGUUGGUCAUAGUAGCUCCUGCAGGACUAGAAUCAAAAUCUGGCGGCCAGAGGCCUUUGUGCGUUGGACAACCCAUCAAGGCAAAACGGGGGAGCCUGUGGUCCUCCUGAUGCUGGUGGAAUGCACCUUGAAGUCCAACUCCAACACCUUGAAGUCAAAAUCCAGGAUGCCACCUUACUGUUGUUUUUCAUCGCAAGAACAUGGCAGCCAUUUUGGUUGCUGUGACCUGCUGUGCUGCAGAUGUUUUGGACUACAACUCCCAUCACCCUUAGCUCACAGGACUAAAUGGCCACUGAUAAUUGAGAGCCAAAGGGCUGGCAAAAAAGAAAUGUUUUUGCCUGGUACUCAGGGUUGCCAUAUUCCCCAAAGUGAAAAUCAGGACAAAGUUCUUGAGCUUUUUGUUUUUUAGCUUCACAAAAUCUCCCAAGAAACAAAAUAUUUUUGGCUUUUCUUUGAUUUUUAAAGCAGUUUUUAAAUAAAAAAAUAGCAACCCUCCUUGCAAUAUGUCUGGGUUUUCCCAGGCAUUUUGCCAAUUCAGCAGAAAAUCUGCUUGGACACCAUUUCGCUGCCCAAUUCCCAGACGUAUCACGGAAAGCCCGGACAUAUGGCAGCCCUACUGGUGCCUAAAGCUAUGUAAUGGUGGCACCAGGUGAGCCUUUCCGAGGAGAGCUUUCCGCAAAUGGGGAGCCACCACUGAAAAGCCCCUGUUUCUGCUCAUAUAUACAACAAAUGUGUUUAUUCUGUGCUUGGUUUGCUCUUUCUGUUUCUCACUUUUUCUCUCUCCUUCUCUCUCUGUAUAGCUGGCUCAUUAAAAAAUCACCAGGAGGUUGACAUGAACGUGGUCAGGAUUUGUUUUCAAGUCUCAUACCAAGAUCGCACAGGGAAGACGCGGCACCUCAGCCCUGUUCUUUCAGAACCCAUCUUUGACAAGAGUAAGCAAUGGGGAAUAUUGGAAGAUGGUGAAGUGGGCGAGUGUUUUUUUUAAGCCAUGGCUACAAAGGAAAAUAACAAGGGCAAGUAAACAAACACCGGGGGGGGGGGGGCAAAGACAUGGUGUUAGGAAUCCAGCCAAUCCAGUGCUUUUUCUAGGAUUGAGACCCUACAAAAACCAGAAAAUGGGUUGUUGUUAGUGGAUAGGCGGGAAUGACACACUGCACAUGAUCAAAAGCCUUAUAUUCUGAUCCGGGGAGAAGCCUUGGGGUAAGGCAAGCUGGUUGCUUCAGGACCAUGGAGAGCUCCUGGUGAGAAACUUGCUCCAGUAAGGGUUGGAAGUCAACAACAGCCUCCACCUCGACUGGGCUCAGUUUCCUUGUGGAGAAACUGGAGUCCAUCAAAGGGUCAAUACCCUGGACACUUUGCCUGUACUCCAUUGGUCUCCUGUGCCAUUGGACCAUUGAAGUAAAGUAGGAGGCAGUUUCUUGGGCUUGGGGUGGGGGGAAGGUGCCUAUGAGCUUUCUGUCUCCAGGUAUAUAGGCUCUGAUACUGUAGGAUGGUUCAGCAGCUGCCUGCCUUCCAGCCUCAGGUUCAGGGAUCUGAUCAUCAGCCUCAGGACCAAGAACCCAGUACAGCUCCUUAACCCACGACACUUCAGCUUUCAAAUCAGUGUCCUGGUCAAAGCUGGACUCCGCAGGCCCUGUGAAAUUACUUUUCCAAGGAGUAAGCCCUGACAUCGGAAUGGGCUUUGUAUCUUAGCUUUGGAUGAUUGCCCUUUAAGGGAAUGUUCCUCCCAUGCACCCCCUGCUAUGUGUACGAUCUGGGCUUUCUCUGGAGAAGGUCCCUUGCAGUCACAUGGAGCAGAAAAGAAAACACAUGUGGUUAUGGGAAGCAGGGUCAGAUCCUAACGCUGUGGGUUUGGGUACGUGCAGAAUCCACAAACACGUCGGAGCUGAAAAUCUACCGGAUGAAUAAGGAGUAUGGCAGCUGUACGGGUGGAGAGGAGCUCUAUUUGCUGUGUGAUAAAGUCCAGAAAGGUAAGUGAGAAGAACCCCAGGGAUCUUUCGUGGGUCUCAUUCCCCAACACAUCAGGCUUGCUGAGCUUGUUUGAUUGGGUGCCUGCAGUUCUGAACCGCAGGCCCCAAGCGCAGGCCUGUGAAAGUGGUUUGAUGCAGGAAUCCCAAAGAGGGAUUUCAAAAAUGCCAGAAUGGCCCGUUCUAGUGCUUUAUUAAAGAAAGGUGUCAACUUACAACACAGAGUGCAGAGUCUCACUGCCUUUACAGAUUCAGGACAGACACUGCAACAGUGAGAGGUUGUCAUGACUUAUGCACCCCCAAGCAAAUGUAUAUACAUCCUUUAUGCACUAACCAGCAUACGUCAGUUUACCCAGAACCUCCUAGAACACCUGGCCGGUGAGGCCAUAGGUGGCAGUUAGCCAAAGCUUCUCAAGGUCUACAGAUAAGCGUAGCAUCAAGCCAGCCGACUACCACAAGUGAAUAUAAACAUAUAUGAGCUCAUUCUUGCAACAUUUGCCAAUUAUUCUGGAGUUAUCUUGACUACCAAAGAUGGUGCUUUAAGGCCUUCUGGAACAUUUCAGCUUUGGUUCAACACAACCGUGAGGAAGACAGAGAAGUGUGAUGGGUUCAGCUUCCAUUCUUAAGAGGAGGCAGAGCUCAUCUUCUUUCUUUGGCAACCCCUCGUAGCCGAGUAAGAUUGUCUUCCAUGAACACAAUCUUAACAGUGAGUCCGUAAAUGACUGUGGAGGUCGAUUCUGGAUCUGCACAUCCUUCCAAUGGGGACAUAGGUUUCUGGCUGGGAGUUGAUCACGGUGAGGGUUUGCCAAGUGUGCCUUCCUCUUAGCACAUUUCUCCUUUUCAUCCUGAGUUCGAGCAUCUUCAAAGCCCAUGACACCUUCGUUAAAAGCUGUUCUCUAAUUGGAGCGCUCGCAGGCCAGUGUUUCCCAAUUGUCGGUGUUUAUACUACAUUUUUUUUUAGAUUUGCUUUGAGAGAGUCUUUGAACCUCUUUUGUUGACCACCAGCAUUAUGCUUUCCAUUUUUAAGUUCAGAAUAGAGUAGUUUCUUGGGCAGACAAUAAUCAGACUUCCUGGAGGGGAAGACCUUAUCUAAAAGGACCUCCUUGCCUCUGUCGUCCUUGCAGAAGACAUCUCCAUCAUCUUUCGAAGGGACAAGUGGGAAGGGAAAGCUGACUUUUCCCAAGCCGAUGUUCACCGGCAGAUUGCCAUCGUCUUCAAGACGCCACCGUACCAGCACCUUGACAUUGUGGAGCCGGUGGAGGUGGAGGUAUACCUCCGCCGUUUGACGGACAGCGUCUCCAGCGACCCCUUCAACUUCACCUACCUGCCAAAGGACAACGGUAUGAUGGGAGCAUGAGAAAUUGUCUGGUACCAAGUCAGGCGGUUCAUCCAUCUAGCUUAACACUGGCUGGCAGGGUCUUGGACAAAGUGCGCCUUCCCUUUCACUUUAUACCUUUUCCUUUUAGCCAGAGAUACCAGAGAUUGAGGGGACGUGGGUGGUGCUGUGGGUUAAACCACAGAGCCUAGGACUUGCCGAUCAGAAGGUUGGCGGUUUGAAUCCCCGCGACGGGGUGAGCUCCCGUUGCUCAGUCCCUGCUCCUGCCAACCUAGCAGUUCGAAAGCACAUCAAAGUGCAAGUAGAUAAAUAGGUACCGCUCUGGUGGGAAGGUAAACGGCGUUUCCGUGCGCUGCUCUGGUUCACCAGAAGCGGCUUCGUCAUGCUGGCCACAUGACCCGGAAGCUGUACGCCAGCUCCCUCGGCCAAUAGAGCGAGAUGAGCACCGCAACCCCAGAGUUGGUCACGACUGGACCUAAUGGUCAGGGGUCCCUUUACCUUUACCUUUAAAAUGCGAAAAAUAUAGGAUAUUAAAAGAGGGGAGGGACUUGCUGAACAAAAUAAUUGAACUGGAAUACAAAAAAGGAAGGUGUGAGGAGGUCCUGGAAAUAAGUAAAUGAAGGUUAAGUAAUGAAAGGAAAGAAUUGUUUUUAUAUUUUUACUAUGUAUUUUCUUUUUUAUUCUUUUUUUUUCUUUUUCUUUGUGUGUUUUGUAAAACAUUGAAAACUUUAAUAAAUAUCUUAUAAAAUGCGAAAAAUAAAAUGAAAAUGUACUUCUUUGCCAAACCUUUGGAUCAAUCUUUCUGCAGACACUUACCGGGUGAACAAAAAAAGGAAGCAAGGCAUGCCCGAUGUCCUAGAGGAGCUCUCUGGCCCAGGUUUGUAUACUUGCUGGCAACUCGGUUUGCUGCCCAAGGGGUCACGGAUAUGUUUUGCAGAAUCCGCACACGGUGGACGGUUUUGUCCAACUUCCCUUUUGCCUUUUGUUUCACCAGACCCUCAUGGGAUCGAAGCCAAAAAGAAGAGAAAGAAGCCAGGGUACAUGGACCAUUUCAACUUGACUCCGUCCGCAGGUCAGUCCGGCUAGGCUAGGCCGAAGCCUGCCUCUGUUUGGAGCCUACUGAGUUCUAAACUGAAUAUUAUGCAGUAGUACAGAAAAUUAUUGAAGAGGGCACAGCGGUGGUCCCACCAACCCCUCUCCCCAAACACACACCAGAGGCUUUCCAUAACGUUUCGGGAACCCAGUUUGCGGGCAAAGCCACUGUUGUGGUGAGCUGGUGUAAAAAUGAAGCAAAAUCUCGGCCUCUGACAGCUCUCCUUCCACUGUCAGAAGUAGCAUGCUUCUGAAUACCAGUUGCUGUGUAGCCUUAUGAGGCUUUGCCCUCGGGUGGGAAAAAUAUUGCGCCCGGGAAAAGGGAAGUGGGAGUCAACAGACACUCAAAGAAUAGUUUCAGAGAAAAAGCUUUAUUUCUACCAUCCAUGAACUGGUAGAAGGAGCAAGUGUGAUAACUCACAAAAAGCAUGCACGGGUUCACAGUCAUGUGCACAGAGUAUAUAUGUUUUUAGAAUGUUGCCCUAUUUUAGUGUUGUUAGCCGCCCUGAGCCCGGCUUCGGCUGGGGAGGGCGGGAUAUAAAUAAAAUUUAUUAUUAUUAUUCUCAUUCCCGUUCCCUCCCCUUUCUCCUCCUUCUUCAAGAGUCCUGCCCAUGAGUUCCUCUGAGCAUGAACAGAAAGCUGUCUUGGGACUAUUGUGGCACCCUUCCCAGGAAAGGGGGAAUGAGAAGCCAAAGGGGGGUGGGUCGAGAAGCCCUGGUGGUUCGGCAUGUCCAAGAUGUUGCAACCGAAUGAGAUAAGAUUCAGUUCUCAGGCCGGAGUAUUCUUGCCAUUGACAGAGUCUAUUCAUUAGCCUUUUGAAGCCUUCUUGUACUGAUAAAAAAAUAACAUUUUGCCUAUGUACCAGCAUCUUGUGAGAAUCCACAGAAAAGCUGUAGCUGUGGGUUUUUAGAAGACAAAAGGAAUUUUGGACAGUUUUGAGGCCUGGUUGGGCGGGGGGUGACUUCGGGCCUAGGUGGGGUCACCUGUCCUCACCUCCUACAGCUGCAAAUGGCAGGAGGGGAUCCAGAAGAUCUCUUCUUAUUUCCGAUAGCUAUUGUUACCUUGGGGAAAAGUCACUUGAGUUGGCUAUUCUGGAUUCUCCGUCCCUGCAAAGUGCUUUAAAAACUGAGCUAAACCAAGGAGAGGGUUUGUUGGCAGAGUAGCUAAAUUGCAGCUAGGAAGCCAAAUCAUGUGCAAUACUGACUCUUUCCUUUAAAUUAAACAGUGUCCACUUGUUAAAAUACACAAAAGCUUUUACUUGCAGAGCAUAUAGCUAAAGAAGAAUAUAUUCAAAGUAUUCAUAUUCUCAUGCUUAUGCAAGCAUGGGCUUAGUUUUUCUUAGUUGAAGAUUGCAGCUUCUUCCUCAAACAGUCAAACAAACUGUGUUUCUUUCUUCCUUUCCAGUGUUUGCUCUCAAGCUAAGCCAUGCAGUUCUUUCUAAGAGGCUUCCAUUUUCUCCUUCCAGCAGACUUCUCCUUACUGCUUCUUUGGGAGAACAUCAAGUUCUGUACUUCUUUCUGUCACAUCCAUUCACACAUUAGCAAGCCUCUCCCCUUUAUUGUGUUUAGAGAAGAGUUAUCUAACACGGGUCUCUCCUUCAGUGUUCACAGAGAUGCAGCUAAGUCGGUCGCGCAGAAAAUAAGGCGGAGAAUGUAAUAAGAUGCCUCUCAUGUGACACGGGAGUUACUGGGGAACAUUCCAGAAUUAACCACACAGUGAUGCAUUUAAGCAUUCCCCAAUUUCAGUAAAUUGAAGCGCUAUACUUAACAGGGUUUGCUAAGCAGGAAGAUUCUAUGCAAGACAGAGUUGUUCCGCCUGGCCUUCGGCUUGGAAUCAAUUUGAUUCCCUCCCCCUCUUCUUUUUUCUUUCCCCUCCUGUGAUGGAACUCGUAUUUGGGGACUUCCCUGGCUUUUUCUGGCCCGUGUAGGACCAGUUUGGAAAGUUAGCCAUGCUGAAGACUUGACGUUUUCAUCCCCCCAAAACAUUUUUUAUUUGAGUUUCCAUUUAAUGAGGCUGUAUUUUAAUAUUUUAAUGUUGUAUUUUAAUCCUGUUUUAAAUUUGUAUUUCAAUCAGUUUGUUUUAUAUUGGAUGUUAGCCACCCUGAGCCCGGUCUUGGCUGGGGAGGGUGGGGUAUAAAUAAUUUUAUUAUUAUUAUUAUUUAUUAUCAUGGGUAAGCAAACUAAGACCUGGGGGCCGGAUCUGGCCCAAUUGUCUUCUCAAUCUGGCCUGCAGAUGGUCCGGGAAUCAGCGUGUUUUUACAUGAGUAGAAUGUGUGCUUUUAUUUAAAAUGCAUCUCUGGGUUAUUUGUGGGGCAUAGGAAUUCGUUCAUUAUUCCCCCCCCCCGAAUAUAGUCCAGCCCCCCACAAGGUCUGAGGGACAGUGGACCGGCCCCCUGCUGAAAAAAGUUUGCUGACCCCUGAUCUAUGUCAUGUUUUGUAGAGGGGGUCUGUGACUGUUCUCAGAUGCCCCCGAGUAGCGUUGAUUUCCUUGUUCUGGUUGCAGAUGGCUCCUUGACCGGUUCGGAAGACAGGAAUAGCCUGAGCAACUUGGAGCGUAUCACCGUGCCAGACCUGUUUGAGGACUACAACCUGGGCCAAGACUUCUCUUCCUACAACGGCCCCACCUUGAGCGAUAUCCUGCUGCCAGCUGCUAUGGACUUCCCAGAUUCCGCAGAACAGGAGUUCCUGCUGGAUGCUUAUUCCAUCCACUCUGGCAUCUCGGCCCCCUUCCCGUUCCCUGUGGAUUGUGACCCAGAGGGCACAGCCAGUUUGGUGGGGAGCAGCAUGUUCCCCAGCCAGUACAAGGAGGCCGAAGCACGACUGGAGAUGGAGACCAAGCUCAAGUCAACAGACAGCGCUGCAACCUUGUGAAGGAGCAUGGGCCCACUGUGGCCUGGGAGGGAAGGGGCCUCGCUCUCCAUUUUGAAUCUUACCGGUAGCAGAGAGAUCCCUGGGCAAAGCAAACGGGGAUGUUUUCCCUACUGGCAAACUGAAGAGGGGAAAAUUACAUUGAUCUCGAUCGGGGAUCCGUGACAGGCUUCCCUUAGGGAGAUAAGACAUGGUGUGAAUGGAAGGAAGGAAGAUUGCACUAAUAACUGAAUUGCAGGGGAGGGAAGUGCCCUCAGUGUUAGCCCCCUGCAUUUGGCUUCCUAGUUUCUCUUCCUCAGUUUUCCCCAUCUGUAAAAUCGGGUCAACAACACUGACUUGUUCUGCUAGGGCAAAAAUGUCAGACUAGCAAAUGUAGUCUUGUUAGUUUCAUGGGUGUACCCCUAAGGCCUUUUCCUCUGCUUGAAGACUUAUGCCGAUCUGUCGUGGAACGUUUUGUACUUCGGAUUCUUUUUGCAAAGUCCACGCACACUGCAAUAGCUAAUGGGCGGCCUUGUGUUUUGGAGUAGCUCAGGAGCUGAUCUAACAUAGAUACGUAACGGUAUAUUCCACAAGGACAUGUCUUUCAAUACAUUUAUGAAGUCAUGAGACUUAGCUGUUGGUCCACCUGGUGUUGCCCUAACAGUGAUACUCCUGGUUUUUCUCUCUAGCUGCUGCAGAUACCUAUCUAGAGGUGCCAAGGAUUGAAUGUGUGACUGCCCACAUGCAAUGAAUGUACUUAUUCUCUAACGCAGAAUUACAACCUCUCCCUCUCAUCUUCUCUGUGCAAAGCAAGCCUCUUGGGGCUAAAAGCUUGCACCACUUUUAAACAGUGCACUUGAGGCUGUCUGAUACGGCUAGGUCCAGAGACAACAGACAUUAUUGCAAGCCAGGAUAUUGUCGGGUGGGAUGUGGGAGGCUGUGCUUCUCUUCCACCUGUAUAGACUACAACAUGUCACUAGCAUGAAAGUGCUAUGUGGUACAUCAAAAUCUUUUUUAAAUGUCCAUGUCCACUAGGAAGGGGUGUUGUAGAGCUGAGGAGGAAAUUUGCUCACAGUAAAAAAAUUGGUAAGCACCUAACAUUGUUUUGCAUUUCAGAAUGUUUCUUGUAACUGCAGAUCCUCGUACCCCUGCCUACUGGCCAGCCAGAAUGUUGCUGAGCUCUUUCAUGGUUGCUAAAGGUUUCUUAAGGUAUUCCCCAAGCACUUGUCAAGCCUAUCUGUCCAGCCUUAGGGCCUAGAAAUUUAGGGUGCUUCCAAACAAGGACUUAAUGCUUUGAAUGGGUCACUGAGAUAUCGCAAACCGGUCGUUGGCAACCAUUUUUGUUUUUCUGUGUAACUUCUUUGGGUUUUCCCUGCAAAGGGGAAAUCCAGAUUUAAUGGAGGGGAGGGGAGAAAAAGGCUGGUGUUGUGAUGACAGAAAAACAACAACACAUGUGUUAAGGAGCGAGUAUUAUAGGCCUUGACUUGACUCUUGCAUCCUGAGUGUAAAUUUUUCACAUUUGGAACCAGAAAAACACGGUGUGUUUUUCCUAAUGGGUUGCAUUGUAACUAAAUCCUAGACAGAGUAGACCGACUGGAAAUCAAUAGGCCUAAGUUAGUCAAGUGUAUUAAUUUAAGUGGGUCUUCUCCAGUGCUAUUUUUCUAGAAAAAGGGGGGCUGGAACGCCUCCCUCGUUCUCUUAGAAUGACAAUGGCGCCUUCCUGAGAGGUGCCAGAACUGAGUUCUGGUGAGUUUCGACUGAAAAAAAGCCCUGGUCUUCUCGUGAGUGCAACUGACCUUGGAUACAACCCAAGGUGACCUUGACACUGCAGGUCCUUAGCAGCUACCAGCAAAAGGGAUGUGACCUUUCUAAAAAAGCUCAUCCUUGGAAACCGAAUAGAUCCCUAGAAAGAGGAUAGCACCAUAGAUAGCUUCCCCCUGCCUUUUUCUCCUUUUUGGCAUUCGACAAUGAAACUGUCCCUAGGCACCAUUCUGAAUUUAGAAGACAUCACCACCUCCUCAGUGCUGGUAAAUGGUUUUUGUCACAUUCUCCCUUCUUCAGGUUUCUUCCUGCUUCUGUAGCUUUAAAAUCAAAAGUUGCCUGAGGUUAAAGGUUGAAGUAGCUGAAAGUAUUUUGAUGUUGUUAUAAUAAGAAUAAAACACAACCACUUGAUUUCCAACCCCAUGGUCACAUAAUCACUCUUUAAAAAAGCAUUUCAAGGUGUGUAAGGAAAAUAAAUCUUCAAAAGCUGUCACAGAAUCUGUAACCAGGCAGGGAGAAUAAUUUAUACAUCUUGGGAUGGUGGUAAUGUUGGAUGGGUCCUUUUGAAUGAAGUACUGUACCUUCUCUGGGCUUACCUUUCAAAUGUAUGCAUUAUUACUGGCUUAAUUUUAGCCCUAUAACCUGUUUUCUGUGCCACGGCUGAGCCCUGGAAAGAUGUGAAGUAUUAAUAAAACAGGCACUGCUUCGGAUUGUGUA
Molecule: messenger RNA, 24903 nt
Organism: Podarcis lilfordi (Lilford's wall lizard)
Lineage: Eukaryota; Metazoa; Chordata; Lepidosauria; Squamata; Lacertidae
Source: the annotation of a GenBank genome assembly